Messenger RNA from Solanum dulcamara, 802 nucleotides. RefSeq lists its product as uncharacterized. Lineage: Eukaryota; Viridiplantae; Streptophyta; Magnoliopsida; Solanales; Solanaceae. The record is from RefSeq and is a predicted model, not a curated record. The coding region runs from base 229 to 531 and encodes 100 amino acids. The transcript is spliced from 3 exons.
UGUCUAGGUGUAUCUAAUUUGAAAUCAUGUAUAAUAAAAAAGGUCCAAAAGAAAAAAUGAAAUUGGGCCAUUUAAAUGGAACUUGGAUCUAGCCCAAAUUCAUUCUAAUGGUUCCCAAAUUCGACCCGGUUUCUCCUGAUUUCUACACUGAACCCUUCAGUGUUCUCUCUCGCGGUCUCUCCCUUUCCCCCUCUUAAGUUCAGCUGAUAAUUGAAGGAUCUCGUGGAAAUGGCAACGUAUUUGUGGAGGAAAUAUGCAGAUUAUGUAUACACAAAAUGGGAAAAGACGCUCCUCUGGGAUAUGGUAGAACCAUUUAGGAGACCAAAAUCAUUUACUCCUCUUGUUACAAUCUACGUAAGUGCAUUUUAUACAGGGGUUAUUGGAGCAGCCAUCACUGAGCAACUCUACAAGGAAAAAUACUGGGAAGAACAUCCUGGGCAAGAAGUGCCUCUAAUGAAACCAAUGUUUUAUGGUGGCCCUUGGAGAGUAAUGAGAGGCGACGUUCCUCCUAUGGGGAAGUUCGAUUUCUAAUCUGCAUUCAGUUGGAUAGUUAUUCGGUAGCCAACAUAAGCUCUAUGAGAAGGAAAGGUACCACCCUAGGCUUUUGUUCAACGGCAAAGGUGGUACAACAGCACGCGAUUGUGUGAUAGGUGCACACGACUUCAACUCAGGCCGGUUAUCCACCAAUUCUGGAACUGGUACGUAAUAAAAGAGAGGUACCAUUUUUCUGUAAUUGUUGUGCAUUUAUAUUUGAACUAUCCUCUCUUGUGAAGAUUAUAAUAUAGGUUUCCAAUUUUCUCUA